Molecule: messenger RNA, 855 nt
Organism: Purpureocillium takamizusanense
Lineage: Eukaryota; Fungi; Ascomycota; Sordariomycetes; Hypocreales; Ophiocordycipitaceae
Product: Tripeptidyl-peptidase I
Exons: 3
Coding region: 1-855 (284 amino acids)
Biological process (GO): proteolysis
Molecular function (GO): tripeptidyl-peptidase activity; serine-type endopeptidase activity
Source: RefSeq, a predicted model, not a curated record
AUGAUGCGCAACUUGGUUCUUCUCAGCGCGCUAUCUGCCUGCGUGCUGAGUGCACCCGCCUCGUAUGGACCACACGUGCUGCACCAAAAGCGAAGUGAGGAAUGGCACUACGAUGCGUGGGUCAAACGAGAGGCCGCGGACCCUACCACCAAGGUCCCGGUCAGCAUCGCCCUCAAGCAGCGCAACCUGGAGCGGGGAAUGGACCUCCUCAUGGAAGUGUCCGAUCCGACUCACGGGUCGGGCAAAUAUGGCCAGUGGUACACGCGCGAACAGAUUAUGGACCUUUUUGCACCGUCGGAUGACUCGGUCGCUGCGGUGAAGGAUUGGCUUGUUCGCUCCGGGGUGGCCAAAAGUUCCAUCGUCGUGCCCAAGACCAAGGGCUGGGUCCAUUUCGACUCGACCGUUGGUCAACUUGAGUCGCUCACCCAGGCCGACUACCAUAUAUACAGCCACGUAUCGACCCGUGACGAGGAUCACAUUGGCACCGAAGAGUACUCCCUACCGAAAGCAGUCCAGGAACACGUCGACUUCAUCGUGCCGGGCACCGCCUUCGGGCGGCUCGGCUCUGGAAAGGGUCUGCAUCGUCGGAAGAGCAGCAGAGGUCCGGGCGGUUCGCCGAUAGAGAUGCCGAUGCCGCCAGAGAUUGAAAUGACUAAUCCCGGCGACUGCUCCCGCAAAAUUACGCCUGAAUGCCUGCGGGCCAUGUACAAGAUCCCCAUGGGGAAGACGGCGCAUCCAAACAACAGGCUUGGCAUCUUCGAGAGCGAGGGUCAGCUCUAUGGGCAAACUGAUAUGAAUCGAUUUCUGGAGACGCUCGCCCCAUAUGUUCCACAGAACUUUACCCCAGAUAUCUAG